AUGCGGGAUCUGCUCCAAGACACGGUCAAUCCGGACGUUAUAGACAGCCAUGGAAGAACGCCUCUAUCUUGGGCCCUAUCUUGGGCCGCUGAGAGUGGCAAGACGGGCAUUGUUCUCACCUUGCUGGAGGAGGGUGCUGAUCUACUGGUGGACAACGGUGCAUACAUCGACGCAGCAGACGUUUCCGGGCGCACACCGUUGUUACUGGCAGCAAAGAACGGUUAUCAUUCCAUUGCUGAGCAUCUCCUUGAACACGGCGCAAACAUUGAGUCCAGAGAUGACGACGGCAACUCGUCCCUUUCAUGGGCUGUCAAGAUGGGACACCGGGCUGUUAUCAAGCUGUUGGUUGAACAUGGCGCGGAUGUACAAGCGGAAGAUGAUCGAGGACAAACACCGCUUGCAUGGGCG
Trichoderma citrinoviride is the source of this 408-nucleotide messenger RNA. Its product is annotated as ankyrin. Gene Ontology annotation, molecular function: protein binding. The annotation marks the transcript as partial. Lineage: Eukaryota; Fungi; Ascomycota; Sordariomycetes; Hypocreales; Hypocreaceae. The record is from RefSeq and is a predicted model, not a curated record. The transcript is spliced from 2 exons.